AUGUCCUUAUUGGAAACUACAUAUCAACAACAUCCUAAACACUUGUUCUUACUCUGUGGUGAUUACAACUUGCCUGAUAUUUCCUGGUCUAAUGAUUCACAUGGCCUUACUUAUACUUCUUCUUCCCCUCUUCGUGUGCCUUGUGUUCCUGAACUACUUGCCUUCAAUGGGUUCUACCAAAAAAAUUCUGUUUUAAACUCUAAAGGUUCCAUUCUUGAUCUAAUUUGUUGUAACACCGAUUCCGUUAUCGUUUGUGAAUCUCUUGAACCGUUUGUUCCACCUGAUCCUUAUCACCCACCUCUUAAUAUUUCAUUUCAUAAUAUCUCUACCUCUACUACGUUAAAUAACUCGCAUUCCUUUCACAACUUCAAAAAGGCGGAUUACAAUUGUAUUAUACAUUUUCUGUCUUCAUACGAUUGGGUCUCUACUCUAUCCAACCUUGAUUUAAAUACUUCGGUUAAUACCUUCACUGAUUCUCUUCACAGUUCAAUUUUGAGGUUAGUCCCUCUGUCCCACUUUUAUAAAUCAACUUUUCCUUCCUGGGUAUCCAAAGAUCUAAAAACCUUAGUUUAUCGUAAAAAUAAAGCUCAUGCUAAAUUUAAAUCUACAUUUGAACCUGCUGAUUAUAGAGUCUUUUCUCUACUCCGUGCAAAAUGUAAAUUUAUGUCUAAAAAAUGUCACAAAACGUUUGUUGAGCAGUCAGAAAAAUCUUUAUCCAUGAAUCCCAAGAAAUUCUGGGAUUUUGUACGUAGGAAUCGUUCUCACAACGCUGUUCCAAACAUAGUUUCCUACGACGGUGUCGAUAGUUCUUGUAUACAGGAAAGUGUAAAUUUAUUUUCUAAACAUUUUAGUUCUGUCUACUCUUCAAAAUCAAUUAUUCCAAACCUCCAGUCUUUAGAUUUACCAUUUUUCGACUUACCAAACAACUGUUACUUCACCCCUAAUGAUGUUCUCCUCAAGCUUAACAGUCUGAAAAAUGUGUUUUCUUUAAGACCCGAUGGAAUACCGGGGGAUUUCCUCUACAGAAUAAGAUAUGUUAUUUUCUAUCCUCUUUGGUCUCUAUUUCGAAGAUCCCUUGAUGAAAGUACAUUUCCUGACAUGUGGAAAAUCGGCUCUAUUACUCCCAUUUUAAAAUCAGGCAACCCAUCACUAGUCACAAAUUAUAGACCAAUUUCAAUUCAGUUCAAUUUUAACCGCCGUCGUGUAAGCAUGUGUUUUUCGUUGUAG
Molecule: messenger RNA, 1227 nt
Organism: Myzus persicae (green peach aphid)
Lineage: Eukaryota; Metazoa; Arthropoda; Insecta; Hemiptera; Aphididae
Exons: 1
Coding region: 1-1227 (408 amino acids)
Source: RefSeq, a predicted model, not a curated record